GGUGACGUGUGCGAGGCCAAAAUAUUCAGUUUCGUAUUGAAGUGGAUCUGCGACAACGGGCCGCAGGAGAGGGCUUUCGCCAGAAUCAGAAGGACAGUGGAAUCUGCAUCGGCACACCUGCCACAGAUGUCUUUCAAAGAUAUGUCAAAUGAUUGGAUGUUCGGGCAAUGCAGGACGCGGGCGGCGCGUCAGACAUUCACUGACGAGUUGAGGCCCCAGCCAGUUCAGCGUGACCAGCCAGACCACCCUUGUAAGAAGCAGACUCGGCCAGGAGGAGCGUGGCGGGCAUUUUGCCGUGAGAAGUUGCUGGAGUCUGGCGGCCGCGCAGAUUUUGCACUAUGGUCUGUGGAGUAUUGCACGCUGCCCCCCGAGGAGAAGGCGAGGUUGACGGAGAUUGGCCAACUAGCCACGGUUGCUGGCAGGAGCGGCGCGUCUACCCAUCGUUCUUCAUUCGGCGCGACGCCCUCCGAGGCUUCGCGAGAAGCGAAGCGCAACAAGAUCAUGCACGAUGCCAUCCAGAAGGUCGACCUCAACCCCGCGGAGCUUGUUCUGCAGAGUGUGGAGGGCUCUAUUCCAUCGUUGGAAGAGGCCCUGACGUCAUGCCGCGCCGUGGUCAGGGGGAGGCGGGAGAAGGCGCAGUCCACCCUGGAGGGCGACGUCACGGCCAUCCGCGAGUUCUGCGAAGACAAGGGCAAGGCCCCAGUUAGCGAUGUGGAGGGCCAACUGCCACUUGCCAGUGUCCUGAAGUUCGUUGCGGUUCCAGCGUCUGGAAAGAUACGGGCUGUGGAGCCUGAUUUCGACAUUGGUGUACAUCUCGGUCGCGCUGUAUCAUGGGCGGUACCCAAGUACAAGACGAGCGGCAUUUGCCAGGCCUUGGAGGCAUUCAACGAGUGGGCCCACGACUUCAUCAGACACGACGCGGCGCCGACCGAGCAGCCUGGAUUACGGACUAAGCGUGCGCUUGUGGACGAGGGGCGGCUUGUCGUCAAGUUUAGUGGGCGCCCCGAUGGUGAUGACCUGGAUGAUGAUCUAUUCGGGUUCAGCCUCGACGCGUGGCUCCACGUGGGCAUGAUGCAUUGGUCGCCGUACCGCCCGACCUUCAUGACGGCGAAGCCCGUCGACGCUUUGGUCGAGUUGCCGCCGAGGGAGGACAGAGUUUAUAUCAAGACAUGUUUCGAAUUCAAGUCAAUGUUCAACGCUCUCGCGUUUUUGUUGGAUUGCCCUCGCUGGACAGCAACUUGGUACGUGCUGGAGUAUUCCACCAGGCCUGUUGGUGAUAUUGCUCCUCAUACGGUGCCUGUGCUGCCGCUUGCUGGGUAUGGCGUCUUGCCUUUCUGGCCGCCAUCGGCCGCUGCCGGGGGCAAGGGCGCCGCUCCUGCUGGUCCUGCUGGGGCCCCGCCCGCUGCACCUCGCGCAGCAUUGGAGGGCGGGGUCGUCGAGGCCGACGUCGAGGCCGUCGUUGACGACGAGCCCGUCGGCGGGGACGCCGACGUCAUCGGCGACGACGGGAAGUCCGAGGCCGUCUCCGAUGAGCUCGAGGACUUGACUGACGAGCUCGAGAGGGCCCGAGAGGCGGUGCCGAGCGAGGGCGAGCGCGCUGCGCAGCGUGCGCGGCUGGAGCACGAGGCAUUUGACGCCUUGGAGGCUCGCGACCUUCGCUUCCACCAGCGGCUCAAGAGGAUCGAAGAGGCGCUCGGCAUCAGAGGUCACUGGCUCGGUCCUUUGGGGGAGGCCAACGACGACAGCGCUGUGGUGCCCCAUCGCUCACGUGCGGAGGACCUCACGGGCGAUGAAACUGAGACGACGUACUACGACUCUGACGCCACGUUGUCUUUCGGGGAGCCUACGGUCUGGGUCAGCGCCUCGGUUCCAGGGACUCCAGAAUACAAUGUUCUAAGCCCAAAGUACGCCAAGGCCAUCCCACUGCCAGACAUCAAGCCCGUCGCCGAGACCUACGCCACGAUCCCGCUGACCGGCGCGAUCCGCGACUCCAGCUCGACGCCGCUCAGCGGGCUGCCGCCGAACCAGUCCCUCGCCAUCGGAGCCGCGGCAUCGUCGUCCAGCAGCACGUCGUCGGAUGCCCCGUUGAGCUCGGAGCCUCGCGAGGUGGUGCUCCCACUGGUCCACCGCGACGCGAACGGCGACCGCAUCGGCGACUGGUUCACGGACUCCAGCAGCUCGUCAGAUUGA
This is a messenger RNA of Prorocentrum cordatum, 2190 nucleotides long. The record is from the annotation of a GenBank genome assembly. NCBI's taxonomy places the organism in Eukaryota, Dinophyceae, Prorocentrales, Prorocentraceae.